Molecule: messenger RNA, 1021 nt
Organism: Erigeron canadensis
Lineage: Eukaryota; Viridiplantae; Streptophyta; Magnoliopsida; Asterales; Asteraceae
Product: peptidyl-tRNA hydrolase, mitochondrial
Exons: 8
Coding region: 97-780 (227 amino acids)
Molecular function (GO): peptidyl-tRNA hydrolase activity
Source: RefSeq, a predicted model, not a curated record
CGGCCAAAUCGAAAGGAAGAAAAAAAAAAAAAAGCAAAUCGGUAACUGGGUUUAUAGUAGCAUCCGAGUGAGACCUAAAAAUAGUAGCCAUUGAAGAUGCUAAAAAAGCUUAUCAAUUCAAAUAGUGGAUUCUGCACAUCACAACGCCGCCUCCCGUGGUUGUUCGUCGGUCUCGGCAAUCCCGGCGAUAAAUUCAAAGGAACACGACACAAUGUAGGGUUUAAUAUGAUUGAUACUUUUGCUGAAUCACAAGGGAUUUCUAUGGAUACAGUUUUUUGUAAAUCUAUUUUUGGCCAAGGUGUUGUAGACGGUGUUCCUGUUUUACUAGCUAAGCCUCAAACUUAUAUGAAUUUGAGCGGUGAAUCGAGUGGUCCACUUGCUGCCUAUUACAAACUGCCUCUGAAUCGGGUAGUGGUGUUUCAUGAUGAUAUGGAUCUACCAUGCGGGGUUCUUCGGCUUCAGCCCAAGGGAGGUCAUGGGAGCCACAAUGGGAUGAAGAGUGUAAUUUAUCAUUUCCGUGGGAAUAGGGAGUUCACACGGUUGAGAAUCGGAAUUGGCAAGCCUCCUGGUCAAAUGGAUCCCAAAGCCUUCUUGCUCCAAAAGUUUAACGCAUCAGCUCAAGAAAAAAUUGAUAUCGGUUUGAAAGAGGGAGUUGCUGCAUUGAAAAAACUCGUGACAAGGGGCGUGGAAGAGAGUGCUAGGGGGUUCAACACAGAGCAGAAGUACAAACAUAUCAAGGUUCCAGACAAUGCUGAUAAAAGGCUGACAAGACUUGAGUAGUUGAUAUAUCUUUCAAGCAUACUUCAAUAGGCUGCACUGUACAAAUGAUAAUGCUUUAGGGAACUUUCUGUAGCUUUGGACUUUAGGGGCUGAGUAUUGAAAUAUAUGUAUGUGCUAUUUAAUGUAAACUGAUGGUGUCUGUGGUGGGUAACUGCUUAAUUAGGCAAUCAGUUAAAUAGAAAUUUACUUCAAACCAAAUUAAAGUAGCACUGAUAAUAAGUGUAAAACUUAAUGAGUACUA